This is a messenger RNA of Cucurbita pepo subsp. pepo (vegetable marrow), 854 nucleotides long. RefSeq names its product non-specific lipid transfer protein GPI-anchored 21. Lineage: Eukaryota; Viridiplantae; Streptophyta; Magnoliopsida; Cucurbitales; Cucurbitaceae. The record is from RefSeq and is a predicted model, not a curated record.
UUGUUGCAGUAGUUGAGCUCCAAAACCAACCCCCUCAUCAACCCCUCUCCAAAAGUUGUCUCUCUUGUCUAUAAAUCCCCCAAACAUUCCUCUGUUUCUCAAUCACAGCACCAAAUUCAGGUUCAAACAAACCCAAAAUGAAGCUCCUUGGCCCCUUUCUUCCACUCCUGGCCUUGGCCCUGGUGGCUGUUCUUCCGGCGAAUGGCCAGACCAAUACCCCAUGUACUGCCUCCAUGCUCUCCUCCUUCACCCCUUGCAUGAACUUCCUCGCCAACAGCUCUGCUAAUGGCACUUCCCCGACUGCCGACUGCUGUAAUGCCAUCCGAUCACUUGCUAGCGGCGGCCGGGACUGCCUCUGCCUCAUCGUCACCGGAGGAGUUCCCUUUCAAAUACCCAUCAAUAGAACUCUCGCCAUUUCUCUUCCUCGCGCUUGUAACUUGCCUGGUGUCCCCCUCCAAUGCAAUGCCGCUGCUGCCCCUGUUCCUGCUCCAGGCCCAAUUGCUCUUGGACCAAGUUUCCCGCCGGAAUCUUCACCGUCGGCGAGUCCUCAAGCGCCGGAACCCACCACGCCGGCUCUUACUCCGGUAGCUGAAACUCCAUCUUCUCCGUUGGUUCCUGAAGCGGAAGCUCCGACGGGAACGGCCGGAAGCCGCCCGGUUCUGACUCCCUCCUCCUCCGCCGUCCGAUCAAACAGUUUUCCUUUCCUGUUUCUGGGAUUCGUAUUUGUAAUUUUAAAAUUCAACUGAGUGUUUGAUGGAUAUUGUUGUUCCUCAUGAUUCCGAUUUCGUUUUCUUUUAUUUCUCUCUUGUAAUAUAAUUGUUAUUCGCCGAAAUUUGAUUGGAGUUUUAUGAUUC